AUGACCAGAGCCACAGAUGAGGUCACCGGCGAUGGCGCGCCAGCGCCGACGCCGACAGUGCCCGUUGCCAGUCGCGAAAGGACCGGCAUGGCCGACGACACAGAGGAGAUGAGCACCGCCGUGGCCCACGAAAGGGGAAGCGGCAACAACACCGACGCUGAUGCGCCGGCGACCGGGGGAACCGCCGCAGAGCUGAUGACGCUCUUGCGGGGCGUAGCGGGCCAGCAGGAAGCGGCUUGA
This is a messenger RNA of Phytophthora infestans T30-4, 240 nucleotides long. RefSeq lists its product as uncharacterized. Bases 1 to 240 code for a protein of 79 amino acids. NCBI's taxonomy places the organism in Eukaryota, Oomycota, Peronosporomycetes, Peronosporales, Peronosporaceae. The record is from RefSeq and is a predicted model, not a curated record. The transcript has a single exon.